ACACGCAGAGCUGUGUAACCUUCAAACAAGUCCGUUUCAUCGUCAGUUGAGUCUUAUCAGUAUUUUGUUUAGCAAACCGCUCAGAUGAACAUCAUCAUUUGACUAGUGAGGAUCAUAGUUAGCACAUUUGCAUCAUGGCAUACAGUUUUAGCGCGUCAUUGCUCCUGUUCGGCGUGCUGUUGAAUCCGAUUGUUUCUGCUGUUCAAGUGUUCCAGUGCUCACCGGGCACUGAACCGAACCUGUGCAUCGUUAACAGUCUGGUGUACACUCCGGGCCAGGUUCCGUUACCCCAAGUGAAUCGAUCGGAUACUGUGGAUCAUAUCCACCUGCGCUGCAGCCGUUAUUACUACUACACUCCUUGGUAUUACCUUUCCGGAAAAGACUUGCUGAAAGUGUACGAUGCGGUGCUACACAGCAACGUGCUCCGUAGUCCGCGCUCCACCACUGUGAUCAACUGCCAUAUGCGCACUCUAGUGAUGCCACCUGACCUCGAAGUCGGAAACUUCUUUAAUAAUAUUGUCAGUGUGGUGGAAACGGAUCCGGCGCAAUCAUACAACAUACGCUAUCUGGACCUCUCGCACAACCAUUUAGAAGAUUUGAAGAACCUGUCUGUUCUAGUGAACCUUCAAACACUGAAGCUGGAGGGCAAUGAAAUAUUCGAGAUUAAGCCCGAAACGUUUGCUAAGAUGAACAACCUCUCGGUACUGAUCCUUGGAUACAACCACAUUGUAAAGAUCGAUCUGAAGGUGCUACCAAAAAGCUUAACCACGCUCUCACUGAUAAGAAACGAGCUAACGGAGAUCGAUUUCGCGUCUGUUUCCUUCCCCGCGUUGCGUGAGGUGAAUCUUGAGAGCAAUCGAUUGAAAGCCCUUGAUGUGGCCAGUGUGAUGCGAGCAUGUCCCGCGCUGCAACUACUUCCGAUCGAGUACAAUCCCAUGCCGAGGGGUGAAGCACAACGAACGAUAAAGGAACUGAUUCGACAUAAUGUGACCUAUUACGACGAUGGCGACAAGGUCAGUGGUUCGAAUAGCUCCUGCGACUCGUACGAGUUUCAGAUCGUUCAAGCGUGUUUCUUGGACUCUGAGACCGAGAGCUCAGGCUCCUUCUUGAAAGCGUUCGUGCUCAUUCUCUUGAGUCUAUUCUUGUUCGGUGUGUUUGGGUUGAGCGCCCGCUGGAUAUGGCACGAGAUGCGGUAUUGAGUGGGUGUAAAUCCUUUCAGUAAACGUUGUAUAGCAUGAUUCUACGAAUAAAUAUUAUCUUUAUGCUAUGAAACCGU
Molecule: messenger RNA, 1276 nt
Organism: Anopheles aquasalis
Lineage: Eukaryota; Metazoa; Arthropoda; Insecta; Diptera; Culicidae
Molecular function (GO): protein binding
Source: RefSeq, a predicted model, not a curated record